Molecule: messenger RNA, 1250 nt
Organism: Aspergillus wentii DTO 134E9
Lineage: Eukaryota; Fungi; Ascomycota; Eurotiomycetes; Eurotiales; Aspergillaceae
Exons: 1
Coding region: 224-1066 (280 amino acids)
Source: RefSeq, a predicted model, not a curated record
GAAGAAUUGAAGUAGAAUAUCUCAAAUCGAUGAGGUCUUGGAUUUCAUCUAAAUUAGUUGAACAUAAAGUGCCACAGAGGUAUAUUUAUAUACAUCUGGUCACUAUGAAGUCAUGCAUAAUAACACCAUAGUAAUACUCUAAUUGACAGAUCAUUAGUAUUAUUAUUUCCCUAAAUAACACUCAGCUUUAUACAACGUACAAAGAACUGCAUCUAAGCCCAAAAUGCCAAUAUAUUAUGAGAUUGACCAUGUCCCUGACAUCCUGGAUGGCAUCCCCCCAGGGACCAAUGAAUAUCACUACGGGGGAAUAGACCACUACAAACAGAUCCUUAACCUAAAAAGCAACAGACCAGACAAGGGAACCGAUUUUAUAAUCUUCUUCGACGUCAACGAAGACGUAUUUACCAACAAGAUUCAAACACUCGAAGAAAAACCGCCUAUCAGCGCUUACGAUCCCAUCAAGAGCAUUCUUUUGCUCAAAAUGACAACACAAGUCCACGAACAGGCAGCCCAAGGCAUUACGGCGAUGAUACAGGAGGAGAUACUUGAGAUGGGACUUUCAGACAAUAUGUGUUUCAUAGGAUCUGCCCAGGUCCAGACACAAUCCCGACAGAAGAAGGCAGAUCAGGAGUAUGUCCCCGUCGAACUCCCGAAGGGUCGAACGAGGAAAUGGCCAUCUGCGGUUGUGGAAACUGGUUACUCUGAAUCAAAAUCGAAACUCCAGACAGAUGCACAGUGGUGGCUGGCUGAAUCCAACGGCGAGGUGCGGACUGCUCUCACAAUCUCAGUCCACCAAAAGAAAGAGGAAAUCGUCUUACAGAAAUGGGAGAUGAUGGAACGGCCGACUAGGGAAAACCCAGACAGACAUGCGCCAGUGAUGAUGCAGCAAGUAGUCAUGUCUAGAAGACCAGGAGAGGGGGCUAUUCAUAUUUCAAACGCUCCAUUGAGGAUCGCCUUCGAGAGUUUGUUUUUACGGCCUGCAGGGGAGUCCGAGAGAGAUAUUCUGUUCACGGAGAAGAGUCUCAAGUCAUUGGCGACAAAGGUUUGGGUAGUACAACAGCUCUAGGGCUUGUAUUGUCUUUCCCUCCCGGUUGAUGGGCGAGUCAGAAUAGCUACUAUGUUCUGUAUCAAUUGCAGUCAAGGCUGAUUUCAAAUUUCAUAUUAUCAUUGAAGAUGAGUCAUUCCUUUCAAAGGUCGUUCAGAAGCAUGACACCAUGAAACAUCAGUGUUGACCUGGAGGGUCAUGAGAG